AUGGUGGACACAGCGAUUGAUAGGCUUGUGAUGGACAGUAACAACAAAGAGCUGAUCAAAGCCGUAGCUCAGGUCUAUACCGAUAGCGAUCGGCCUGAUCGGUUCAGUGGUGACUUCAUACGUGGAAAGGGCGAGGGCCAGAUUAUACUAUUGCAUGGGCCUCCAGGUACUGGAAAAACGCUCACAGCUGUGUUUCUCAGAGCUCUCGACUAUUUCGAAGGCAUACUUUUCUUGACCACGAAUCGGGUUGGUCAAUUCGACGAAGCCUUCAUUUCGCGCAUCCAUCUCUCGCUCGGAUACGACAAGCUGACGAACGAAUCGCGUAGCAAAAUAUGGGACAACAUGUUCAGGAAGCUCAAAGAUGACCACAAGCGUGGCGGACGCGAAAUCCUCUACGAGUAUCACGCGAAGAGCUACGUCAAGAGCAAAGAAGUCCAGUCCUUGGAGUGGAACGGACGAGAAAUCAGGAACGCAUUUCAAACUGCAGUCGCUCUCGCCAUCUUUGACGCGAAGCGCGACAAGAAAGAGCCGCCUGAGAUGACUGAGAAGCAUCUCAACCAGGUUGUGCAGAUGUCAUCGGCUUUCCGAAAGUACAUGACAGCAGCACACAGUGGUAUGGAUGAUUCAACGUGGGCGUUCAAACAUGGCAAUCGAGAGGACAAAUUUCCGAGCACCCCAGCCAAGACAGAUGACUGA
Molecule: messenger RNA, 696 nt
Organism: Alternaria infectoria
Lineage: Eukaryota; Fungi; Ascomycota; Dothideomycetes; Pleosporales; Pleosporaceae
Exons: 3
Coding region: 1-696 (231 amino acids)
Source: RefSeq, a predicted model, not a curated record